CGCGGUACAGGAUGGGAGCUGUAGUUCUGCCGGGGGCGGUGCCGCACCGGAGCCGCCAUGCCGGAGGGGACGGGAGCGCUCCGCGAGGUGCUGCCCAAGCAAGGACAGCUGUCGGUGGAGGACACGGCCGCCAUGGUGCUGUGCAAGCCCAAGAUCCUGCCCCUCAAGUCGGUGUCGCUGGAGAAGCUGGAGAAGCUGCAGCGGGCGGCGCUGGAGGCGGCCCAGCUGCCCGAGGGGGCUCCGCCGCCGUCCGCGGGGACCGCGCCACCCCGGCAGUAGCGCGGGGAGGGCCGUGCCCGGCAGCGCCCGCCAUCGGAGGUACCGCUGAUGAACGGGGCUGCGGGUGAAAGCGUGGCCUGAACGCGGGCGGUGGUGCCGGGCUGGGCGGGGAGGCCGCGCGUCGGGCAAUGUCGGUGUAGAAGUUGCGCUGGUCGCUGCCCAGGCGAURUUUUAAACGCGUCUUUAGAGGUACCAGAACCCCUCGGACCGCGGGAGGAGGCGAGUUACACAACCCCACUGCUCUAAACCGGGCUUACUAGACCCCUCCGAGCGCUGCAGCGCUUGGCUCCUCGAGCACAGCUGGAACGGGUAUUCCCAGCAUUUCGGAACACCUGAAAUCUUGACGUGAAACUGGAAAACAAGGAGAGGCUUUACCCCGUUCACGUAAGCGAGUCUUCCUUAGAYACGUCUUGUUCUCGAGCAAGGGUUUGGCAAAGCUGUGCUGCAGAGACACGUUCACAUUAUCCGUGCCAGCCCGGACGCUCCUACGCAAGUCACUUGUGUUUUCCAAAACAGAUCUAGUAAAUACUUACCGUAAGUUUAACUGCUCAGUGCUCUCMUGAUUGCAAUACCAAAGGGCAGCAUUAGAUGUAUCACUCAAUUUGUUCUGUUUAAAAUAAAUAAAAGGCAGAAACAAGAGCUUCACAAAAAAUAUUUUUAAUAUGUUUUACCAGAACUUUUCACUUUUCCAGUUACAUAGAAAAAAAAAAAGACAAGUUUGGUACAUGGGGACUGAAACCAACCAGUGUUCUCCCCUAAAACAGAUGAAUUCCUCUUGUGACCCAACUGUAUUUUCUUGGGCUCUUUAAAACAAAGAAACUGCUAUUUUUUUUCCUCCCAAAGCACAGUAUUUCUUCAGCAGCAAUGGAAAUGGGAUCACAGCAGCUUAACUUGACCCUUCUAUAAUAAAGCUUUGUAUAAACCAGUGAUUUUAUGAUGACAGCACUGUCCUGGAAAGAGCGAGCGGCAGUCAGACAUCGAUGCACACAUGGAAUGAUUAGGUCAGAAACAUGGCACAUACAGAGAUAGCUUAUUUGAAGGCACCACCACAGCAGAGUGGCCAGUUGUUCUACUAUAUGCCCAAAGAAAGAACACUUCUUCCUGAAAUUUACAAAACUAUUAAAAAAAAAAAAACAAACAAAAAACAA
Malurus melanocephalus (red-backed fairy wren) is the source of this 1427-nucleotide messenger RNA. It is a transcript of the gene BBIP1, whose product is annotated as BBSome interacting protein 1. Gene Ontology annotation, biological process: receptor localization to non-motile cilium; cilium assembly. The transcript has 2 exons. NCBI's taxonomy places the organism in Eukaryota, Metazoa, Chordata, Aves, Passeriformes, Maluridae. The record is from RefSeq and is a predicted model, not a curated record. Gene Ontology annotation, cellular component: BBSome. Bases 58 to 279 code for a protein of 73 amino acids.